Molecule: messenger RNA, 3623 nt
Organism: Oncorhynchus keta (chum salmon)
Lineage: Eukaryota; Metazoa; Chordata; Actinopteri; Salmoniformes; Salmonidae
Product: zinc finger protein 638-like
Exons: 17
Coding region: 433-3621 (1062 amino acids)
Biological process (GO): regulation of RNA splicing
Cellular component (GO): nucleus
Molecular function (GO): mRNA binding
Source: RefSeq, a predicted model, not a curated record
AGAUUUAAUCAUUGGUUCUGUUCUCGAUUAGUCAGCCUGUUUUCAUUGUAGGGCUUUUUGCGCAAGCGGUUAUAUCCUUCUUCACAGGGAAGAGAAGAGCCGAUUUCAACAGGUCCCACGAAGAAAAACAAAGAACCACACCCGGUAUUGUAUGACAGCUUCGCGUUGCUCACAGAAAGUCCAUCCCAGCUCUACCCUCUAUCAGCUUGGGCAGAUAGGGCAGCCAGUGCCUUCGGUACCAUAGGCCGGGGAACCCCGUUCCUCUUCGGACCGUCCGCGGCUAUCUGCCUGGCCCAGGUCGAAGCCCAGCUAGCCCUGCACCAACUGAGCAUCAUCGCCGCUGCCAGUAACCACGGCAACCAGCAACGGGCCCUGCUCAACCUUCUCCAGCAAGCAGCUGCCAACAACAUCGCUCAGCCGCUCGCCCCCGUCAUGUACCAGCCUCAGCAACAGGGGGCACCCUUCAACAGGCCCAGGAACAUGCCAUACCAUCAACAACAACCGGGCCACUCUACGGGCGGCAACAACAUGGCCCAGAUGAACAGCUACCAGGCGGGUCAGUUCCCGCCGCAAACUCGGCUACACGAGGAGCUGGAGUCAGCGAUCUCUGUCCGUGUUCAGGGUGGGAGGGACGAGGACCACCGACUACUCAACCAGAAUAACCAGAUCCCCCGGCAGCACUGUGUAGAUCCCCGCAUGCACGGGGACGGUCGGGGUGGGAGUUCAGAGACUGCCUAUUCUAACAGCAACAACCUUGUUUCGCUCUCCUGCGAUGACCAGCAGAAUCAGAUGCAAGAUGUGGACUGGUCCAACUACCAGACUCCCAGUAAACUCUUUGGUCUCAAUCAGCAGCAGCACCUCCAGCAGUCCUCCCACUCUCAUGCUAACCCCAACAGCGGGCAUUCAGGAGGGGGCAUGCAAAGCUGGAAUGCUCCUGUUUCUCAACCGGCUCGUCCACAGGGUGGAAACAUGCAGGGUCUGUACGUACCUGAGAGCGCAGGCAGUAUCCUGGCCGGCUUCGGUUUGUCAAACGAUGACCUGGAGGUUCUCAGCCACUACCCUGAUGACCAACUAACUCCAGACACUCUGCCCUUCAUCCUACGUGACAUACAGAUACACAAAACAAACAGAAACACAGGCCCUCCUGCGUUCUCUCAAACUCUCCCUGCUAUUCCUAACCUGCCGCCACCGCUGCGUCUUUCUCCACCACAGCGGCAUCCUGCACAUUCAUGUCCGACCAACAUCCCAACUUUUCUGAGUGUGACGCAAACGGCGGGUAAAGUUAUCGACUACGGCCAUGCGAGUAGGGCGGCGGAAGAGGGUAGGGACUCUUACAAACGCGAGCUACCGUCCAAGGAGAGAGCAACUAAACCAGAGUCAAAGUCCACCGGUUCAUCUUUGAAACGUAAAGCUGAAUCCCCAAGGCGGCACGACGACUCUUCCGACUCAAAGAAAGACAAAGACUACAGGAGGCGUGCUCCAAUCCCCGACACUCACAAGCACAAAAGAACGCCCGUCAGAGAGCCGCCAUCAAGAUCUCGGUCGGAGCGCGAAGGGUCCAGAUCAAGGCCACAGUUCGAAGCCAGGAGUGAGUCGUCAAAAUCAACCAGACCCUCCGGUGCCAAACGCAGCUCUAGCGCAACCAAGAGGCUCCCAACACCCACCAUGAUAGGUGAUUUCUCGGCGGACCCUCCGAAGGUGUACCCCCACACCUGCUCCCUGUGCGACAUGCAAUGUGAACGGGCUAAGGACUGGAUCGAUCACGUGAACACAGUCAACCACACAGCUAGCUGCAGAGAUCUGCGCAACAAGUAUCCAGACUGGAAUCCAAAUGUCCCAAGGAGGGACCCGUCUCAAGGUCAGGAUGCUUCUGCCACCUGGCAGUCCCUAGAACGCUCUCCCUCCCGCUCAGUCUCCCGUUCCUUGUCCUGGUCCCCCUCUCCAACCCCCCCUCUGGACCGAAGCCGAAGGAUCUCUCCGCCUACAUCCCAUGGACACGCCCCCCACACCUCUGGUCGGCACAGCCCCUCCCAGUCCCAUCGGGGUUCUGCCUCCAGUGCUCACAGGCCGGAGAAGAGAACCAGUGAAUCCUCAGGGAUAUCUACUGGGAGCUCCUCUCGAGAAGGCCUGAAGCGUUCCAGAAAUGACCCCGCCAAGUGUGCGACUGGCCACGGCAACAGAGCAGGGGUUUCUGGGAAACACGAGUCCGGGAAACUUGAGUCCUAUUUGUCGUCCACCAGCAAGUUUCCGGCGUCCAUGUCUGAGAAGCCACAUCGCCCAUCUUCCUCUGCUUCCUCUAAGCCAGGCGCCAAGCCAGCGGCCGGGAAGGAGACCGCCUUAGGACAGGACUCAGAGCUCCAGUCCUCCAGCGCGCCACAGAAGAAGCCGAAUCCAACGCAGCAGAAGAAGAAUCCUCCAGGUUCCUACUUGCUCUAUCUGUCUGGCCUCCCUGUAGAUGCCAAGUACCAGGAAGUGGUGUCACUGGUGCAGUCCUUCGGCAAGGUCACCAACGUCCUCAUCAUCAGGAACGAGGAGGGGGAUGAGAACCAGGGGCAGCCGCAAUACAGUAAAGCCACUGUUUGCAUGCAGAAAGAGCAGGAUGCUAAAGCACUGGCUGAGUGCCUCACUCUCACCAUACGGGAACACCCCAUCUCUGUCUCCGACCAGAAUGGCGAGGAGGAGCUUACUUCCUCCAUACCUGUCAUUAUAAAGGGAGAAGUGAUCGGUGCUCCAAAGACACCUGCGGCCCCCAACGAGGCCAACUUGACCGUCAAAGUCCCAGAAGCCAGCGUUGGUCAGAAGAAUUCAAAUGAGAUACACAGGGAGCAGGUGAAGCCACAGAGGAAGAGGAAGAGGGGCUGUAGAGCGGGACAGCUCGAGAGACUCAAAAGACUACAGAGGGAAAACAAGAGGGGCAUGGUCAAGAUUACUGGACUUCCUGAAAGCGGCUGCUCCGAGAUUGAUAUCGCAAAGCUGGCCCAGCCCUUCGGAACACCUGUCAAGAUCCUCCUCAUCACCAAGCCCAGUGAGGCUCUGGUCACCAUGCAGGAUGUGGAGACAGCCCAGGAGAUGGUGAAAGUUUACACCGACAUGCCUGUCAGCAUCAACGACUCUGUUCUGAACAUGAGCCUGCUUCCAAACCUCCUGGUGGACUUCAACAGACCGGUGGCACUUUUCCAUUCAUUGAUGGGACCCAGGAAUUCUGUUAGUGAGGUGGGAGGUGAUGAUGAUGACUGGAACCGUCUCCUGGUUGUCAGUAAUAUCCCGCCACGCCCUCCGGCCCAACUGAGAUCCAGAAACUGGUCCAGCGCUUCGGCACAGUCCAACAGACUCUGGCACUCAAGGACAAGAUCAUCUUUGAGAUGGGAACAGCAGACAUGGCCAAGAGUGUCUUCAACCGCUUCCAGAAGUUUCCCUGCAUUGUUCAGAACAACAAGCUUGCCUUCUCCUGGAAACCUGAUCCCAAGACUGAUCUACCUAAAGUCGACAUCUCCUCUGCCUGCUCAACAGCUUCAACUGAUGGCAAUGACUCCCAGACUGCAGAGACCACUAUGCCCCUGGUGGCCAGGAGGACUCACUGUCUCAGUCAGGAUUAAAGGUGGAGUCAGGAACCGGGGUUGAUA